AUGGCAAGGCAAUCAAGUACAACUGGCAAGAAAAACAAAGCACCAGGAAAGAAGAAGACAAAAGUUGCCGCAGCAAAGCUUGAGACGCUUCAGAAACAGAGUGCUGUCAAUCGAGAUGCUUAUGGCCGCCCCGCACGUACACGCCGAAAGUAUAAGGGAUAUGUCAAGAAUGGAAGACAAUUUCUUGCAGAGGUCAUCGAGGAAAAGAAGAAGGAGAGGGAGUCAGGCAAGCCUACCUUGAAUAACUCAGAUGACGAAGAAAUUGACCUCGACAUCCUCGCACGUGCAUUCAAUGGCCCCCCAAACGAGCUCUCUGCCACGGCUCUCGAAUAUUUCCUUGUCCAAAAGUGCUGCACGGAGGGCCUUGGUAUGAGCACAGCAUGGGGAAUUCACGGUGCAUUUUGUGAUUUAUGGGACCACUGGGAUGGGACCAAGUAUUCAGGUGAUUACGCAUACGACAAAGAAAAAAACAAGGUGACAGGAUGCCCAGGACGAGCGCCAGUCGUGCAGAGCCUGAUGAAAGUAAUAAAGAAUAAGAGCGGAGCAAAGGGUGCUGCUGCUGGACGCCACCAUGCCAAGGCAAUGAGAAUUGAGGAGCUUCGAGCUGUGAUGGAGUGGUCUGAAAAACGCCGUGCAGAAAUGAGGGUCGACACUUCUCUUGAUGACCACGACCAUGCAAAAUUGUUGGCGAAACAUCUUGAAAUGGAGGCUUUCUUAUGUAGCGGAUAUACUCUGUGGACCCGUGAAAUUACUAGGAACUUUGAGCUGUGUAAUCUCCAGUUUCGAGACAUCGUCUUUGACUGUAGUGGUCCCGCACCUCUGUCUCAUCCCUUCUUCUCUGUGUUCCUUGAAAAUCAAAAGGGGUGGCAGAACAAGCAAGGAUGGGAUGGCCCUCUCGAGAGUAACACGUACCAUAUCUACAAGCAGGAUUUGACUGAGCUUGACAUGUUUUCUCGACUUCCGGUGUGGGUAGCCCUUCUUGAACAAAAGAUUGGGCGGAAGGUCGAAGAUGAUGACUAUGUCUUCCCUUACAUUGCACCGAACGGCAUCCUCCAUCCAAAGAAAGCGCUCUCCCACAACCAGGUGCAAUGCCUCCUUACGGAAUUCUGUCAGGGAGCGGGCCUGGUGAAAAACUUCACAACUCAUUGUCUCAGGCGUGGCGGAGCACAAUACAGGUUCAUCCACGCACCAAUCGGGAAGCGGUGGUCCCUCACGAUCAUUCGAUGGUGGGGUGGGUGGGCAGAGGGCGAGCAGGUGGAUACAUUAAUGAAAUACCUGAUUGACUCUCUUCAAAGCUACGAGAAGAGUUAUUGUGACAUGCUCUGUCCCACGUGCCUGGAUACGGAGCAGAGUUUCCUGGGUGAACACCAACUUUCUUGGAAUGUAACUCUGGGUGACAUGAAUCUUAUGGGUGAGGCACUGCUGAACGCAAUCAGGGCGCACUCACCACACACCGCACCAUCCCCAGAAUGCCAUGCAUCAGAAUAUACACGAGUUACAGCGCCUCGUGCAUGUGAGACUACUGAACUUGCGAUGCGAGCAGAGCUGAUGAGGCCCGCCCACCGUGUAUCUGUCAUUCACACAGACCCAGAGGCAUCCAACAAUAAUCCCAACAAGGAUGAUGCACCUGCAUCAUCCUCUCAUGCGAAGAAGCAUCCUCAUUCAAAGGAGCGUCCCACGCCAUAUCCGAUUGCAGGAGCUUUGAUUCCGAACCUUCGCAGAGGACCCCGAGCUUGGCGACAAGCGGUUGAACAGUGGGAUGAGGGUGUUCCAUCACAAGGGGUUCCUCCGUUGAAGGAUUGGCCGUCCGGUUGGUACACGGGAAGGAUGUGUUUGAUACAUGGUGCUAAAAGAGGAGAGCGUGAGAUGAUUGCUAAGGAAUACGAAAGGUUUUCCAUUAAUAACGUUGCUUCCAUUCUUGUACCAUACAUCGUGCUCUUGGGCUACAGUUAUCUGUAUUGCAAAAUAAUCAGUAGUGGUGUAAUGCUUGAACACCGUUGA
Laccaria bicolor S238N-H82 is the source of this 2001-nucleotide messenger RNA. RefSeq lists its product as uncharacterized. The transcript is spliced from 6 exons. The record is from RefSeq and is a predicted model, not a curated record. Gene Ontology annotation, molecular function: DNA binding. Lineage: Eukaryota; Fungi; Basidiomycota; Agaricomycetes; Agaricales; Hydnangiaceae. The coding region runs from base 1 to 2001 and encodes 666 amino acids. Gene Ontology annotation, biological process: DNA integration; DNA recombination.